This is a messenger RNA of Sorghum bicolor (sorghum), 621 nucleotides long. RefSeq names its product cytochrome c oxidase subunit 5C. The coding region runs from base 189 to 380 and encodes 63 amino acids. The transcript has 2 exons. NCBI's taxonomy places the organism in Eukaryota, Viridiplantae, Streptophyta, Magnoliopsida, Poales, Poaceae. The record is from RefSeq and is a predicted model, not a curated record.
GGCAGACGCCCCAGACCAGCACCGGCCACUCGCUCGCGAAUAGGCGGCCUUUAAAGGGCGUCCCUGCAAAAACGCCACCCCACCCACGCGAUCGAAUUACCCUCUCGGUGUCCUCCCUCUCGGCGGCGGCGCAGUUCCCCCUCCAUCUCCGGCGCGGCACUUGACGUCUGACCUCAACAAGCAAGCAAAUGGCAGGUGGCAGGGUUGCACAUGCCACCCUCAAGGGCCCGAGCGUGGUGAAGGAGAUCUUCAUUGGAAUGACCCUGGGUCUGAUUGCGGGAGGUAUGUGGAAGAUGCACCACUGGAACGAGCAGAGGAAGACUAGAUCCUUCUACGACAUGCUUGACAAGGGCCAGAUCAGCGUUGUCGUCGAGGAGUAGUUUCCCACAUGUCAAUUCUGAAGUUUUUUUUUCCGCCAGUUUUCAAAACUCUCUGAAGAGCAUGACAAAGUGAAUGCUGUGGAGAUUUGUCUUGAAAAUAAGCAUAACCAUUUGAGAACACCAGAUUUUGUUGAAUUUCCUUUCCUUGUCAUGACUAUUUAAGCAUGUCUAUGUCAUACCAAACAUUGAUCUACUUUUACAUAUGUUUAUGUGAUCUUUGCGAGUUACUGUGCUUGCUCUA